AUGGUCUCUCUUCGUCAACAAAAGAAACUUAACAACAACAACAUUGCAACAUUGACCUUAAAGUCGGGUCAAUCCUUCACUGGUGUAUCCUUUGGAGCAGACACCAAUGUCUCUGGUGAAGCUGUCUUCACUACUUCCCUCGUUGGUUAUCCUGAAUCCAUGACCGAUCCCUCAUACACUGGUCAAAUCCUUGUCUUUACUCAACCUCUCAUUGGCAACUACGGUGUGCCCGGUCCCGUCAAAGAUGAAUACGGUCUCUUCAAGUACUUUGAAUCUGAAAAGAUCCAAGUUGCUGGUAUCGUUGUGAACGAUUAUGCCACACGAUACAGCCAUUGGACUGCUGUCGAAUCCCUUGGCGAAUGGUGCAAGCGAUUCAAUAUCCCUGCCAUCAGCGGCGUUGAUACAAGAGCCGUUGUACACAUCUUGCGUGAGCAAGGAUCCACUCUCGGCCAUAUUGGUAUCAAUGGUGCGAAGCCAGUGUUUGCUGAUCCCAAUGCUGACAAUUUGGUCGCCAAGGUAUCCACUCCUGUGCCUGUUGAAUACAACCGUGGUGGUGAUAUCAAGAUUGCAGUGAUUGAUUGUGGCGUCAAGCAAAACAUCUUGCGAUGCCUUGUCAAGCGUGGUGCUCAUGUGAUGGUGCUUCCUUACAACUAUGACUUUUUGAAAGAUGCCGAUGCCUUUGAUGGUCUCUUCAUUUCCAACGGUCCUGGUAGCCCAACCACAUGCCCCGAAACCAUUGCCCAUUUGCGCAAGGCCAUCGAUACAUUCAACAAGCCUAUUUUUGGUAUUUGCAUGGGUAACUUGCUCCUCGGCAUGGCCGCUGGUUUGGAUACCUACAAGCUGCCAUUUGGUAACCGUGGUCACAAUCAACCUGCUUUGCAUGUUCAAACCGGUCAAUGCUCCAUCACAUCUCAAAACCACGGCUAUGCUUUGAAUGACAAGGCCAUACCCAAGGGCUGGAAGAAACUCUUUGUCAACGCCAACGAUGGCUCCAAUGAAGGCAUUUGUCAUGAGACUCUCCCUAUCUUUUCCGUCCAAUUCCAUCCUGAAGCUAAGGGUGGCCCACAAGACACCGAAUACCUCUUCCAAGAAUUUGUUGACCUCGUUCGUGAAGCCAAAGGCAAGCAAACCAAGGCUGCCGUUGCUGAACCCCAAGCUACCAAGAUCCCUGUUCCUGUAGUCGCAUAA
Molecule: messenger RNA, 1188 nt
Organism: Lichtheimia ornata
Lineage: Eukaryota; Fungi; Mucoromycota; Mucoromycetes; Mucorales; Lichtheimiaceae
Product: carbamoyl-phosphate synthase, small subunit
Exons: 1
Coding region: 1-1188 (395 amino acids)
Biological process (GO): 'de novo' pyrimidine nucleobase biosynthetic process; L-glutamine metabolic process; L-arginine biosynthetic process
Cellular component (GO): carbamoyl-phosphate synthase complex; cytoplasm
Molecular function (GO): carbamoyl-phosphate synthase (glutamine-hydrolyzing) activity
Source: RefSeq, a predicted model, not a curated record